This is a messenger RNA of Suillus paluster, 612 nucleotides long. RefSeq lists its product as uncharacterized. The coding region runs from base 1 to 612 and encodes 203 amino acids. NCBI's taxonomy places the organism in Eukaryota, Fungi, Basidiomycota, Agaricomycetes, Boletales, Suillaceae. The transcript has 2 exons. The record is from RefSeq and is a predicted model, not a curated record.
AUGUCAUUCUCUCCCAAACGCACAGCUUCUCCCAAUCCCUAUCAUCGCCUCAGGCGCAGUCCCAACUUAUUCAGGCGCAAGUCCGAGCUGCCUCCAUCAUGUAUGAGAAGAUCGCUCUGCAUCCAAGCAGUCGGAAUGACGGAUGCUCAGCUCGACAAUGACCUCAUCCCUCUCUUGCGCAACCAGCAGACGACUGACGUGCUCAAUAUGGAGACUGCUACUGUCCGUCGUCUAGCGGAGUGUAUGGCCACCCGUGGUGCCAUCGCCACGAAUGGCAUUCAGACUACUCAUCCUCCUGCCGCGGGUAGUCGGAACGUGCUGUUCAGGGCUGUGAUGAUGCUUAGGGAUAAAUUCGAGUGGAAGCAGCGCGUCGAAGUGGAGGUGGAAGAGCCCGAAGAGCUCGAAUGGGAUCCACGUAUGGGCCAUGGAGACAUUCAGAUGACGAAUGAGAAUGAAGUUACAGUGACUCCCGACAAUAGGGAACUCGAAGAAGGACAGAGUAGCGAUGAGGAAGAUAUUGUGGAAGGUGAACUCACGGGAAAUGAUGGCCCAACCCCAGUUGCUACCCCGGCCGCAGUAGAUGUUGAGAUGACUUCAGCUGAUGAUUCAUAA